AUGGUUAUUAAACCAUUCUCCCACCUUGCACGACAGAGCUUUGCCAAAACACUCGCGCACGGCUACGCUCAGUCAGUUGUCGCCGCCUCUCAGUCUUCCUACGCCUCGACCACCGGUUCCCUCGGUCAGUUUCACAACUACCCUGUUCACAAGUUUGCUCGCACUACUCAACUCCAAAACGUAUUCCAAACUGCGUCUAGCUCGUCUGGUGCAGGAGCCAAGACCGGGCAUGCUAGUCAUGGGGCUUCCACAAAUGGUGAUGGCGGAUUAGCUGCAUAUUAUGCCGCCUGGCAGCAUGCGCAGCAGACCGGAGACGAUAGUGAUUGGAGACAACAUCAGUUCUCCAAAAAGAUCGGAUGGAAGUCUGGUGGCAGAAAGAGCGAGAUCAAGCGCAGACACCGACAUGACUUAAGUUUGACACCUGAUUCUCUACGGCCACUUCGAACCUCGGCCGACCGGGCUUUCAGCGAGACGGAUCUCCACCAUCUCAGAAUUAGCCCGGAAGCUGAAGCAGAGGCUCUUGACAGAGUCAAUGAGGCAAUUGCGCAAGAAAUCCAUGCUGUCAAGGAGUCAAAUCUGACCUCAGCUACUGCCGAGACUUCCCUUCCGAUCAAUGAGCCGAGUAACAAUGUUGGGGCGGAAGCAGCACAAAGACCGAUGGAAGCUGUGGACGAAGAACUAGGUACACCAUCAUCGUCUGAUGUACACACGUCAAGCCGGGACACCAGGCUUACCUCGCCAGCUGCUGAGAUCCAGUCAUCUUCUGACCAGAUUGUGGAACUGAGCCGAGUCGGACAGUAUUCAAGCAUCCCAGCCGUGUUCGAGGACAUGCUCAAAGGCGGUGUGGUGCCAACCGUCGAAGCAUACAACGCCAUCCUUGUGUCCGCAAUCCAAUUGACCAAGAAUGUAUACCAGGUUCUACCAAAGGCUCUUGAAGUAUAUGGAGACAUGCUACGUCGAAAUGUUGCACCCAACGAUGAUACCCACAUUAUACUAAUCGAUUUCCUUACGGCGCAAGCUCGGGAUGCACACGCUGCAAAGGCCGCCUUGGAGCUAAAGCGAACACGAUUUGGCAGCGCAGAGGGCGCAUUUCUCUUCAGGUCCAGCGAGCUGGAGCACGAACUGCUAGCUGAAGACUCCUCGCUACAAUUUGCUCUCCAGCAGUAUCAAACAGCAAAAUCGCGGCUUUCCGGCAUUAAGUUGCCUGCACAGCUAUAUUUCGCAUUGAUUCAAGCUUGUGCCCAGCACUGUCGUGUUCGGCAAAUGGUUGAGAUCUUCUCGGACUUGAAAGCCCAAAAAGUCAUUCCUCCGGGGGCCUUGUUCAUCCCAAUGAUCAGGGCAUUUGCUGAAGUAAAAGAUCUCAAGGCUGCCAACAGAAGCUAUGAAGAAUACAGGGCACUUGCAGUUGCAAACACCGCAGGUGAUAUUAACAUGAUUGACAGACAGGACAUGAUGGUGUACGCGGCUUUGUUGAAGGCUUUCCUGACCAGUGACAAUGCAGCCGGGGGCUUGAGGUUUCUGGAUCGAAUUCUGCACUCCUACGAAAAUGCUGCAGAGACUCAGAGUCUUGUGACAGCCAUGGAGAAUACCUUCUGCAGCACCUUUGUGGAGAACGCCAUUGAGAAGCGCGACUUUGAGGGAGCACUGGCUUUUGUACGGUCUCGAAAGUUGGAUGAAAUAACCUCGGAUCGGCUCUUUAGCAGCAUCUGUGCAGCUGCAGCCGACGCCAGCCAUAUAUCUACGGCAGAGGCAGCUUACAAACUUGUCAGCUAUCAGAGUGUUGAACACCUCAAUGCCACUUCUGCAAUACUCGCGGCCAACCUUCGAUUGGGCCGAAUCGAACAGUCCCGAUCAUUAUGGGGUGUUAUGACUGCCAACCCGCAGACUGUGGCCUCCUCCUUGGAAUUGACAACCAUGUACGCUUGUAGUUUGUUGAAGUUCGGUUACACCGAAGAGGCCUUUCUGCAGGCACGUACAAUGUUUGGACGAGUCAGAGAGUCGGCGCCAGAUCAAAGCAGUCGCACCAAUACCAUGGAGUUGAUCGACGAGUCCAUCGUCAUGUUUGGAGAAAUUCUAAUGAAGAUGAACGCAGUCAUCUCGGCUCAAGCCAAUAUGCAUCUCGUCAGAAUGAUGCUUGAGAAUGGUGGGCUGGUGUCUCCAGUUGCAGAGCACGCAAUGGCCAGUAUUGGGCCGGAAUGCGUUCAUCAAUUGAACCCUCAGGACAUCGCUCUCGCCCUCCACGUCCAAGCUGGCAUGUUGUCACAGGGCUCCAGUGUCUCUGACCCAGCUCAUGCUCCUCGAUUCGCACAUCUCCUCGAGACAGUGCUGAAUCGCGGCAUUCCCGUAGAUCCUUCCACUGUCCACGCCGUGACGGAAUGCAUUUCCAAAUUGAGCAACGCACGACCCGACCUUACUCAGCGAUGGGAAGGUUUCCUCCAGCCCGCGCAACCUGUUGAGACCGUUGCUUCACCCUACGUCCCAGCAUCGCCAAUAUCGCCGGCCGUUGACUUUCAAGCACAGCACGAUAGCUUCGAUCCUUACGCUCACAACACGGAUUUUAGGGCGUCUUCCACCAUCGCUGAACAACUUGAAAGCAGCACCGGCAGACUCGAGAAUCAUCUCAGCGAUGCCUUGAGCAGAUUUCGCAACGUGCGUCGUGCUGGCAGACACCCCAGGUAUACCACCUAUGCUAAGCUCAUCACUGCUGCUGGGAAGACAGGACAGGUACAUUUGGUUCAUGAAAUCUUGGGCAUGGCACGCCACGAUGUCCCCUUCACCGUACAGUAUAGUGCUGUGAAGGCUGGCUGGGUAUCGAUUCUUGAUGCGAUGGUUGCAGCUUGUCUUACGAUUGGUGACCGGCAACUUGCAUCCAAAUAUCACCAAGAUCUACUUGAAAUGGGAGCGGCGCCCUCUGCGAACACCUUCGGGCUCUACAUCACCACUUUGAAGGAAUCGACAAAGACAUUCGACGAAGCCACCGAAGCUGUGAAAAUCUUCCAACGCGCCAUCUCAGAAGGUGUUGAGCCAGGGGUCUUCCUUUACAAUGCUGUCAUUGGAAAGCUCGGCAAAGCUCGACGCAUCGACGAUUGUCUCCUCUACUUUGGCGACAUGCAGUCACGUAACAUCAAACCCACUAGCGUCACAUACGGUACUCUGGUUAACGCGCUGUGUCGAACCAGUGAAGAAAGAUUUGCUGAGGAAAUGUUCGAUGAGAUGGAGUCGAUGCCAAACUACCGACCCAGAGCUGCGCCUUACAACUCGAUCAUCCAAUUCUUUCUCAACACCAAGCGUGAUCGCAGCAAGGUCCUUGGGUAUUUCGAACGAAUGAAGUCGAAGAACAUCAAGCCCACAAGCCACACCUUUAAGCUGCUAAUUGAGGCUCAUGCUUCGCUUGAGCCGGUUGAUCUGAAGGCUGCCGAGGCUGUUCUGGCUGAUGUCAAAGCUGCAGGGAUGGAACCGGAAGCAGUCCACUAUGGCUCUCUCAUCCAUGCCAAAGGCUGUAUCAUGCACGAUAUGGCGGGAGCACGAGCUCUGUUCGAUUCUGUUGUCUCAAGCGGCACCAUCCGUCCGACUGAUAAUCUCUACCAAAAUCUGUUCGAAGCGAUGGUCGCCAAUCAUCAGGUAGCUGACACCACCGAAGUCCUCCGAAGCAUGCCGAAACGGAACGUCGCCAUGACUCCAUACAUUGCGAAUACUCUCAUUCACGGCUGGGCCGCGGAAGGUAACAUCAUGGAAGCAAAAGCCAUCUAUGACAGCCUUGGCUAUGCCAACCGAGAACCCAGCACGUACGAAGCCAUGACUCGGGCAUUCCUUUCAGCAGAAGAUCAUCAAAGUGCCUCUGCUGUUGUGCAAGAAAUGAUUUCGAAGGGUUAUCCUCCAGCUGUGACCGAGAAGGUGCUCGUCCUCGUUGGAGGAGCACCUGCGUAA
Messenger RNA from Endocarpon pusillum Z07020, 3927 nucleotides. RefSeq lists its product as uncharacterized. The transcript has a single exon. Bases 1 to 3927 code for a protein of 1308 amino acids. The record is from RefSeq and is a predicted model, not a curated record. Gene Ontology annotation, molecular function: protein binding. Lineage: Eukaryota; Fungi; Ascomycota; Eurotiomycetes; Verrucariales; Verrucariaceae.